Messenger RNA from Osmia lignaria (orchard mason bee), 2040 nucleotides. Lineage: Eukaryota; Metazoa; Arthropoda; Insecta; Hymenoptera; Megachilidae. The record is from RefSeq and is a predicted model, not a curated record.
AUUAUCAUUAUACUAAGGUAAUUUGAACAAUCUUUUAAAGUAGAAGGUUAAAAAUAACUUUAUGUGUAUGUUUUCAAUCACAAAAAGGAAUACAUUGAAUUACAACAUUUACUGACCGCUUAUGUGACCCCAUGGCACAGUGGAAAUAUGUUUUAUACACUCACGUUAAUUUAUUAAUAUAAAGAUGACAGAAUAUUAAAGAAAAAAGAAUGAAAUGGACAAUGAACAAUAGUACAAUAGUAUAAGAAAAUAUUUUAAAAUAUUUAAAUGUAUGGACUAAUUAGUCCGUAAAAUAAUACGAUUAGUUUUAAAAUUCUCUACCUUUUUGCAUUGUGAAAAAAUGGAGAACACGGAAUAUAUAGUAAAGACUGUGAUUUAUGCAGGAACAAAAACCAUUAAUUUUGUACCUGGAACCAAAGUUGUAUUUCAUUUUAAAACAACAAAAUGUGAUCCAGAGAAAACAGUGAUAGAUGAUAGCAAAACUAUGGGAAGACCAAUGGAAUUGGUCCUGGGCAAAAAAUUCAAACUAGAAGUUUGGGAAGUUAUUGUUCAAAAAAUGGCAUUAAAUGAAGUGGCAUGCUUUAGAAUUAAUAAAAGCCUAGUUACAGCAUACCCUUUUGUGUCUAAAACUCUAAGAGAAGUUGGAAUACCACAAUCAGAAAAACGUAGUCAUCAUUGUUGUGGUGUAACUUUGCAAAAUGAAGGAAUUGGAUAUGAUGAUUUGAAUGAACUUAUUAAAUAUCCUCAAGAUUUAGAAUUUACAAUUGAUAAAUAAAAAAAAAUUGCAAAAAUGAAGCUAGUAGGAAAAAAUAUUGACAAAGAUGGAGAAGGGAGUGUAUCCCUUGUCCCUGAGAAUACUGAAGAUAUGUGGCAUGCAUAUAAUGUUAUUAGUGAAGGUGAUUUUGUUAGUUGUUCUACUAUAAGGAAGGUGCAAACAGAAUCUGCAACUGGAAGUUCUAAUAGCUAUAGAGUUAGAACUACCCUUACUAUAUGUGUAGAAGGGAUUGAUUUUGAUACACAGGCAUGUGUUUUAAGAUUAAAAGGUAGAAAUGUAGAAGAAAAUAAAUAUGUUAAGACAGGAGCAUAUCACACACUGGAUGUUGAACAGAACAGAAAAUUUACAAUUACUAAAGCAAAAUGGGAUUCUAUUUCUUUAGAAAGAGUUGAUACAGCAUGUGAUCCUACACAGAAUGCAGAUGUUGCUGCUGUGGUAAUGCAAGAGGGUAUAGCACAUAUUUGUUUAAUAACUUCUAAUAUGACAAUAGUCCGUGCAAAAAUAGAUCAAGUAAUUCCUAGAAAAAGAAAAGGAAAUGUUUCACAGCAUGAAAAGGGUUUAACACGAUUUUAUGAAAGUGUUAUGCAAGGAAUCUUGAGACACAUCAAUUUUGAUAUUGUGAAGUGCGUUAUUCUUGCUAGUCCCGGAUUCGUUAAAGAUCAGUAUAUGGAUUAUAUGGUACAGCAAGCCGUUCAAUCAGAUAACAAAAUAAUACUCGAAAAUAAAAGCAAGUUUCUGCUUGUACAUUCUAGUUCUGGUUUCAAACAUUCAUUGAAAGAAAUUCUGGCUGAUCCUGCGGUUGUUUCCCGGAUUUCUGAAACAAAAGCAGCAAGUGAAGUAAAAGCUCUAGAAACAUUUUUCACGAUAUUACAGACUGAUCCUCCCAGAGCUUUUUAUGGGAAAAAGCAUAUUCAGAAAGCCAAUGAAGCUCAAGCUAUUGAAACCUUACUCAUCUCAGAUAAAUUAUUUAGAUGUCAAGAUGUCGCUACAAGAAAAGAAUAUGUUGAAAUAGUCGAAAAUGUGAGAGAAUCUGGCGGGGAAGUGAAGAUUUUUUCAAGCUUACACGUAUCCGGUGAACAGUUAGAUCAAAUUACUGGAAUAGCAGCUAUACUACGUUUUCCUAUGCCGGAAUUAGAAGAUGAAAGCGAUGGAGAAAGCGAUGUAGAGAGCGAUGAUUAAAAACGCGAUAUUAAUACUUUAACGUACAACUUUGUAUAUACUUGUGCUGUGCGCAAUCAAAAAUAUAUUAAUAACGAAAUUGAAAA